Messenger RNA from Hippocampus zosterae (dwarf seahorse), 1824 nucleotides. It is a transcript of the gene tspan33a, whose product is annotated as tetraspanin 33a. NCBI's taxonomy places the organism in Eukaryota, Metazoa, Chordata, Actinopteri, Syngnathiformes, Syngnathidae. Bases 184 to 1044 code for a protein of 286 amino acids. The record is from RefSeq and is a predicted model, not a curated record. The transcript is spliced from 8 exons. Gene Ontology annotation, cellular component: membrane.
ACACACGGGACUCUGCAGACCCGCCUCCUCGAUGUCAGAGAUUGAGAUUUUUUUCAGUUGACGUGUGUGGAGCAGAAAGAGACACGGGGAGAGAGAUCGCGAGAGUGUGUGUGACCCGAAGAGAGACACUCCACACCUUCAUGGAGGCACUUGCACCCCUCAAUCUGAUGUUUGCCUGACACCAUGUGUGGGAGACGUGAAAGAAACUCACCUGGACGUCACGAUGAAGACUUCUCCUUUGUCAGCCCCGUGGUCAAAUAUCUACUCUUCAUAUUUAAUUUCGUCUUUUGGCUCAUCGCCAUGGCCAUGAUCGCUAUCGGUGUGUACGCCCGCGUCGUCAAGCAUGCAGAGACGGCGUUGGCGUGUCUCGCCGUGGAUCCGGCCAUGAUGCUGCUGGUGGUCGGCGUCCUCAUGUUUAUCAUCACUUUCUGCGGCUGUGUGGGCUCGCUGCGGGAGAACAUUUGCCUGCUGCAGUUUUUCUGCAUCAGUCUGACUGUCAUCUUCCUGCUUCAGUUAGCUGCUGGAGUGCUAGGAUUCAUCUUUUCUGAUAAGGCCCGUAACAAAGUCACGCAAAUGGUCAACAACGCCAUCGUGCACUACAGAGAUGACAUGGACCUGCAGAACCUCAUCGACUUUGGCCAGAAAGAAUUUGCCUGCUGUGGAGCCAUGACCUACACUGACUGGUCCAACAACAUGUACUUCAACUGCACCGCCAACAAUCCCAGCCGGGAACGCUGCUCUGUCCCCUUCUCAUGUUGCAUCAUCACCAAAGAAAAGGUGGAGGUGAUUAACACCAUGUGCGGGCAAGGCAUGCAGGUCGUGGAAUACAUCGAUGCCGGCAAUGUCAUCCACACCAACGGAUGCAUCGACAAGGUAGUGGACUGGAUUCACAGUAACCUCUUCCUGUUGGGAGGCGUCGCGCUGGGGCUGGCCAUACCUCAGUUGGUGGGCAUCCUGCUUUCUCAAAUGCUCAUCAGCCAAAUUAAAGACCAGAUUGAGCUGCAGAAUUACAACCUGAAACAUCGCGCCGACCCGUGGAGAUGACCAGUCAGAGCCACCUGCCUCACAUGUGUGACACCAGCAACAAUUUUGACCUCUUCUCUUGACCUUAAUGUUAUUUUUGUUUGGGAUGGAAGUGGGGGGGAGGGGGGACUGAAACAGUCACUUAAGUUGGAACAACUUUAAAAUGUAAAUUAUUGACAUUAAUAGCAACAAUGUUCGCUAGCACAACAAAGCUAGCUGUUUUUUACUUAUCACUAUACUUAUUUGAAUUGCCCAUCGUAAAAUGGAGUUCAGGGUGGGGGGGGGGGAUAAAACACUCACUUAAGUUGGAACAACUUUAAAAUGUAAAUUAUUGACAUUAAUAGCAACAAUGUUCGUUAGCACAACAAAGCUAGCUGUUUUUUUACUUAUCACUAUACUUAUUUGAAUUGCCCAUCGUAAAAUGGAGUUCAGCCAACUUUUAUUUUCACUAUACGUACAGUGCACACCUGUGUUACGUUGGCAUCCAUGAUGCUGCAUAUGUGUAAAAAGGGACGUAAUAGUGAUUUUUUUUUUAAACAGAAAUAAUCUCGUUUCGCAAUGCCAAUGUGAUUUCCUCAAGAUACUUUUAGUGCCAUGUUACAUGAGUUUUUGGAAACUUUUUCAGUUUGACAUUUUAUUUAAAUGUUACCUCUGUGUUACAAACCUGGAAACGUUCUAAGGAUAAUUAAGUGUUCGGCUGUGCUGCGUGACAACAAAAAUAAAUUGACUGUAAAUCAGUCGGAAGUCACAAAGGUCUGUGCAUUUCUUGACUGAAUCAACUUGGUGGCGAAUGUGCUGACA